Messenger RNA from Crotalus tigris (Tiger rattlesnake), 2531 nucleotides. Its product is annotated as homeobox protein Hox-C9. Gene Ontology annotation, biological process: proximal/distal pattern formation; embryonic skeletal system morphogenesis; regulation of transcription by RNA polymerase II. The record is from RefSeq and is a predicted model, not a curated record. Bases 721 to 1872 code for a protein of 383 amino acids. The transcript is spliced from 4 exons. Lineage: Eukaryota; Metazoa; Chordata; Lepidosauria; Squamata; Viperidae. Gene Ontology annotation, cellular component: nucleus. Gene Ontology annotation, molecular function: RNA polymerase II cis-regulatory region sequence-specific DNA binding; DNA-binding transcription factor activity, RNA polymerase II-specific.
AGUCUUUGGAUAAAGGGACAGCUGAGCUCAAAAUAUGUUUUCUCAUACCUGGGCUGAUAGGCUUUUAACACAGAUUAUAUUCAAUUAAAAUACUUUGGAUGGACCUUUUGGGUUUUAUCCAGCUAUGGGGAAAACCACACGCAUGUGCUCAAGUUUAAAGCGGGCGAGAAACUUUAGUUUGCUUGUCAGAUCCAUUUCCAAUUUCAUCGUGAAGAAAGGACGGAUUAUCUGGACAGAAAUGUUUUCUAUUACAUGAGGUGAUGAUAAUUGACGACAAUGAUUUUCUAAAGACUUUUGGGAAGUAAACUGAGCGUCCCAUGGUGAACAUUGAAUCUGCAAAGUAUUAAAGAAACCACAAGGUUCACUUCCUUUAUGUUCCCCAGUCCGCUGCAGACACGCGUUCGUUCAUUGGUAAACAAACCCGAGGGAAAGCGUGUCGCCCUCCUUUGUUCAAUGUGAAGGUCCUGGGUUCCCUACCUUCCAGAAGCGGAUAGAUGUCGCUGUUGCUCCACGCAGGUUUUCUUCUCUCGCAACAACUUGACCCCGGUGACGUCACUGGCGUCUGAAUCAUCAAGGCCAUUUUCAAUCCUCAUUGGCCUAGUGAUCACGUGGUUGGGACCGAUGCGUGGAUAAUUAUGGUGCUGAUAUUUUUUUUUCCCCUCUAAAAAAAAGAUGUCAGCCCCUGGCUGUAGUAUUCCUCUUUAAAAUCCUUCUCUGAAAAUGUCAUGUCCCAACAAUGUGACUCCCAACUCGUUUUUGAUGGACUCGUUGGCUGGUACCUGCCGGGGAGAGAAUUACUCCUCUAAUCAAGAAAUGUAUAUGCAGUCGGCGAGCGACUUCAGCUGUGGGAUGAUGAGGAACUGUGGGAUCAUCCCGGCUCUUUCCAAAAGAGACGAGGUGAACCACGCCGGCGGGCUGUCCCUCAACACCUACCCGCCUUACCUUUCUCAGCUAGACGCCUGGUGUGACCCCAAAAACGCCUACCGAAUCGAGCAACCUGUUGCAAGGCAGCUGCCCUCCUGCUCCUUCCCGGCCAGUGUCAAGGAAGAAAAUGCUUGUUGCAUGUACAACGCCGAGAAAAGGGCGAAAAGCGCCUCCGAGGUCACCCUCUACCCCGGGCAGAUGCCUGAAGCUUGCCUAGCUGACCAAGAGGUGCCCCUGCCUAGCUACUACCGCGCCAGCCCAGGCUACUCCUCCCUGGAGAAGGCGCCCAGCGGCGGCAGCCCCGGCGCCUUCGAGGCCGGUUUCGAACCCAGGGCGGGUCUCGGCCAACCGGGCGAGCGUCGGGAGCAGACCCCGGGUCCGCCGCCGCCGCCGCCGCCCUCCGCCGCCUCCGCCGCACAGCAGCCCCAGCCGCCGCCCGAGCGGCCACCCCCACCUCCACCUCCGCCACCCGCCUCCCUCGCCCAGCCCGGAGCAACAGGGGGCUUCCCCGAAAGCGCCAAGCCGGAGCCCAACCUGAGGAACAGCCCGGCUGGCGACGUCAAGACCGAGAAGGGUCUGGCCGUGGCCAAACUCAGCCCGUCGGAAAGCGAGCAAAGCGGGCAGAAGUGCGCCGAGAGCAGCAGUGACAAUUCCGACCACGAGGCAAAAGAGGAUAUAAAGGCAGAAAACACGACAGGAAAUUGGCUGACAGCAAAGAGCGGAAGAAAGAAAAGGUGCCCUUACACUAAACAUCAGACGUUGGAACUGGAGAAGGAAUUCUUAUUCAAUAUGUACUUGACCCGCGAGCGCCGCCUGGAGAUUAGCAAGAGUAUUAAUCUAACAGACAGACAAGUCAAAAUCUGGUUUCAGAACCGCAGGAUGAAACUCAAGAAAAUGAACAGAGAGAACCGAAUUCGCGAACUGACUUCCAAUUUUAAUUUCACUUGAAAGUGUUCAGAGGAGGAAAGGACGGGCUAUAUGGGGAGAAUCAUUGCAAAUCUUGUGCAGUAUUUUUUUUAAUUAUUAUCAUUAUUAUUUUUCCGCCCCCCCCUGGGUAUAAACUACAAGGAGUAUAGGAGGGCAGGCGGGGAGGGGAAAAGAAGGCGACCUCAGGCUAUGUGUUAAAUUCUAUAAUUUGGAUAUUUACAGAUUAUAGAGCGGAGAUGCAUUCAUCAGUAUGAGCAUGCGAAUACAUACAUAUAUAUAUGUAUAUAUAUAUAUAUAUAUAUUGCAUCAGUGUUUCUACAUGUAAAAUAAAGAACCAGGUGGUUGCUUACUAGCUUUUCAAACAGCUUCUAAGAUGUUUUUUUUAAAUUAUUCAGAAACAGCACAAAGCAAAGGGAAGGGUGUGUUUUGGGGUGGAAGACUGAAGGAUCUACAUCUAUGCCCUUUUUUAUGUUUAGGAUACUAGCUAUGUUUGAAAGUUUGCUUUUCUUACCUUAGUGUAGCCUGCCUAUUGUACCACAAAUAAAAGAUAUACUGAUGCCAAUGAAUUUCAGAGUAUGUGAGUAUGUGGAAAUAGCAGAAAGAAAUGCUUACUCUGUGUAGUUAUGCAGUCUCCUUUCAGUAAGGUGGUGCUGUCACCCAUUAUAUUUAAAAAAGAAAAA